Molecule: messenger RNA, 8605 nt
Organism: Dendronephthya gigantea
Lineage: Eukaryota; Metazoa; Cnidaria; Anthozoa; Malacalcyonacea; Nephtheidae
Product: tyrosine-protein phosphatase non-receptor type 23-like
Exons: 39
Coding region: 27-8144 (2705 amino acids)
Biological process (GO): protein transport to vacuole involved in ubiquitin-dependent protein catabolic process via the multivesicular body sorting pathway; endocytic recycling; protein dephosphorylation
Cellular component (GO): endosome
Molecular function (GO): protein binding; protein tyrosine phosphatase activity
Source: RefSeq, a predicted model, not a curated record
AAACAAUUUACGAAAAUUUAUACAAGAUGGAGGGCUGUCCUAGGUCUUUGAUGCUCAAGCUAGACCUAAAAGAGUCGCAUGUAACUUCUUUUGCCCCCGCUUUAAAACGAUACAUACGUGAUUUCUACCACGAAGAUGGGGAAACGUAUGCUCAAGAAUGCACUCAACUUGAACAACUUAGAACGGCUGUGAUAAAACCAACAUACGACAAUUCAGGAUGCAAUUUGCUACGGAAAUAUUAUGGGCAAAUACAUUUGCUAAAAACCCGGUUCCCAAUGGGCGAGGGUUCACCUGCGAGUGUUGAAUUCACAUGGACAGAUCUUUAUACCGAAGACCCAAUCACUUUAGGUGACAUCACAUAUGAACAAUCUUCAAUUCUGUUCAACUUAGGAGCCCUUCAUUCACUGUUAGCUGGAAGAGAAGACAGGGUUUCUGAAGAGGGUAUGAAGGUUGCUUGCACACAUUAUCAAUCAGCAGCAGGUGCCUUUAAUUACAUCAAGGAAAAUUUUAGCACCGAUCAAUACAGUGAUACUUCAAAGGAAUUGCUUAAUCUUUAUAUCAAUAUUAUGCUUGGACAAGCUCAGGAAUGUCUUUUGGAAAAGUCCAUGUUAGAUAACAGGAAAAACUCUCUUGUGGCUAGGAUUGCCAUGCAGGUUCAAAAUUACUACACAGAAGCCAUAGCUUGUUUGACCUCUUCUUUUGGCGAAAUACUACCACCCAGAAUGCACAAGCAUUGGAGCAAGACUUUGCAGAUUAAAUGUUCAUAUUUGAAUGCUUUGGCUUUUAUGUACAUGUCAAAUGCAUCAGAUGAACAGACAAAAUAUGGUGAAAAGGUUGCAUUUCUAAAAAUUGCUGCACAAAAGGUUGCCGAUGCACAGAAGUUAUUGAAGAACCAAAGUCAGCAAAUGCUGGACGUAGUUCAAUUUAUUGCGGAUGUUGUCACCCAAAAGCUUGAAGGUGCAAAACGGGACAAUGAUUUUGUUUACCACGAGCCAGAACCAGCACCUGCAGCUCUCCCAGAGAUUAUAGGUGCAUCUUUGGUCAAACCACUGCCUUUUCAACCCUAUGACCCUUCAAUGGGCAAAGAUAUCUUUGAGAAACUCAUUCCAAUGAAGGCCCAUGAAUCAUCCUCGUUGUACAGUGAAGAGAAGGCAAAUCUCCUCCGUCGUUACGCUAGCAUUGUCAGUGAAAAAGACAAGGAACUAAGUUCGUGGCUAGCUUCGAUGCAUAUCGAUGAUCUCAUGAAACCCGAAGAAGCUGAUGCUCUUCCUCCUGAACUCACAACCAAGUGUGAAUCAUUGCAGUCUAAUCCUGGCGCAAUCAAGAAAUCCACUGAAAUGCUUGCAAAACUGAAAGAGAAAGGCUCUGAGCUAGAGAAGACCCUGGAAGAAACACGUAAAGAAAUUAUUGAUUUUCAGAACGAAAAAACUGGUUUCAUGGAGAAAUAUAAUGUCAAGCUGGAAGAAGAUAAGUUAAAAGAAUAUUUGGAGGAAAUUGACAGCUAUCAACAGAAACAUUUGGCUGCAAAAAAGACAAACGAUGAACUGGAAAAAGCCUUUGAAGCUCAUCGUAACAAUUUGGAGUUGAUGAUCGGACCAGAGCAAGCAUUGCAGGGCAUAUUCCCUUCGCAGAAUAUCCUGGAUUCGCCAAUUGAGGACGAUGCCGUGCAAAGAAUUAGAGAUCUUUUGGCCAAAGUUGAGAAGAUGAAAACGCAAAGAGCAGAGUUUAUGAACAAAUUAAGAGACCAGGUAAAUAAAGACGACAUCACUCAUCUGAUUGCGACCAGAGAUGGCGGUGAUCUAGAGGACUUAUUUAAGGAAGAAUUGAAGAAACACAACGAAUCGUGUGAGCUGUUGCAAUGUAACCUUGAUGCCCAAGAGAAGAUCAUGAAAGCUCUGACGGAGGCUAAUGCGAAAUAUGCGCAUGCUCGUAGAUCUGUGGCUGAAAUCCAGGCGAAACGUGAUGUUGUCGUGAAAGGUUUGAUAGGCUCUUUCGACUUCUUCAUGAACUUUAAGGAGAAAGUCAGUAGCGGGGUUACUUUCUACAACCAACUGUCGGAAAUAUUCGAGAAACGUCGACAGGAAAUUGCGAGUGUUUGCAAAAGCGAGAAAGAAAGGCUGCAAAAUAUCAUCGACAAGGCAAAGCAAAUAAAAGAAGAACGAGAGAGGAAAUCUGAAACGAAAGUCGAUCCAACGUUAUCAAAUACUAACCCGGGGGAAAGACCAAAUAACCCUGGGAAUCCUCAACAAUCCCUGCCAACAGGUUAUCCACACCAAGGUCAUAUUCCCCAGCUCACUCACCAACCCAUACCUCACUCGCUUCGAGGUCCAGCUCCAAAUCAACCAGCACCUAUGCAGUCUGGCCAUCCAGCUCAGUUCAACGCCCCACCCUCAUCCCAUCCACGAGGGCCGAGCAAUCAACCUGGCAUGUCCCAAUACAUCCCCAGGGUACCAUCAGGAACCCUACUGACUACUAGACCUAGAAUGUCAUAUCCCCAUCCUCCAUUUCCAACGAACCCCCAAGAAAGACCUCGCCCACCUACGUCGGGAUCAUGGCAACCACCCCCUUCAAGCAGACCAGGGGACACAUCCCCACCUGUCACAAGCAACAUCAGGUUUCCUCCUCCGCAAAAUAUUAGACAACCAAAUAUACCUCAGGGACCCCCGCAACAGUUCCCAAACAGACCCCCCUUACCCAUGCAUACCCCACAAGGUUACCCCCAACAGUAUGGACAAGUACCCUGGCAACCACAGCAAAAUAGACCACAGUUUAGGGCUGGUGCUCCUGAACAGAGCAGACCCCCGCCACCACAGAUGAUGGCCCAAAGACCGGGGAGGCCUCAGCAGCCAAUGAUGUCACACCAACCAAGACCUGUUGGGCAGCCACCAAUACGGCAAGGACCACCAUCACAAGUGGUACCUCAAGGUCAACAUAUGCUACCACAGCAACCAGCUCGACCAGUGACACCGCCAUCUCCAAAGAGGAUCUCACAGCCUUACCAGGCAGAGCCUCCCUCCUAUCAACAACAAUUCGGUAUUGGUUCUAAUCAAGCUGGUCCGCUUCAGCAACCUGGCCACCAACCUGUCCAACCAACACCUUACCAAACCGCACAUGGUCAACAGCAACAUGGUCCGUUAUCUCAUGGUCAACGAGCAGAUCAGUACCAGCAACCACAAGGACAGCAAGGUAACCAGCAGCCGAGAACUCGCCAAAUACCAAACCCAUACCAGCAACCUCAAAUACGAAUGCAGCAGUUGCCACCCCAACAACAACAGAUACCAAAACAACCAACUCUCCAUCAACUACCACCACAACAAUUACCACCACAGCCACAUCAAGGAGUCCCACCACAGCAGCCACCUGGACCAUACCAUCAACAUGGUGCAUACCAACAGCGUUUCCCUUACCAACCCCAACAACAGCAUGGAUCAUCACACCAAUCCACUGGUGGAACUCACCCACAACCAGGUCCUCAACAACCCCACCAACAGGGUUUCCAAGCAACUACAGGUCCUUCCCCACACCAACAAGGACAAUAUCCCACCUCAACGGGUCCUCUUCCAGCCAUCCAACAAUCCCAAAUUCCCCCAGUACAACAACAGCCCCCAAUCCCAUACGAUCAGCUCACAUCGUCCCAAGUCCCCCACAACUUUCCCCAAGCACUAGCAUCACAGUCCUACCAGAAGCAACCAUUGACCCAAAAACAUUCCUCCGAAAGUCUACCACAACAGCGGGGUCCUUUUCAAAUCUCAAAAUCACGAGAAGUAGGCCAGCAAGACAAGGUCCCUUUUCAACAUGAGAGACCUGGUCCUCCACCCGCUCAACAAUCGUACGGUAACCCCCCUGUACAUCCAGUUCAAUCACAAAUCACUGACAAAAUACCCUCAAACCCAGCGCAAGACAAACAGCCUCACUACAGCCAAAGACCAGAAGGCCAAUAUUUGUCUCAAGCACCGUCGGGUCAACAGCAGACAACUCAGACUGGGAGCUGUGGUCCAAACAAAGCACCUUAUGUCCCUCAACAACAACAACAACAACAAUGGCAGCAUCAACAGCAGCAGCAACAACAACAACAACAACAACCAUGGCAACAACAAUAUAGACCCACGUCGCCUCCACAACACGACCAAUACCCACAAACUAACAAAGCGGUUCAAGACCCAGGCAUUUCCAAACCUGGGAUGUAUCCUUCAACCUCCUCGCACAGUAUUCCUUCUGGCUUCCCUCACCCCUCAAAACCUGAGGGAUACCUCUCUCCGAAAGGUUCGCGCACAGACAUAAGUGCAACCUCGACCUACCCCCACUCCACGACGAGCCAAAAAGAUGAUCUCCCCCCUAAGCCCGGGGUGUUCUCCACACAAUCAACCCAACCUACUGCUUCAUCUUACCCCCAAUCAGGUCAACAAGGUGGUGGACCCACUCCUGACACUCCCCGCUCAGGCGUGACCACUGUCCCAUCGUCCCAAGACACCCGACCUAAUAUGGCCUACCCCCAAUCUACAUCUAGCCAUAGUUUAACCCAGCACCAUACACACCAGCAUCCCUCCGAUAUCCAGAACCUAAAUCCUUCACAUGACACAAAAGGACCAUAUUUUCCUGCCGUUUCUUCACAAGCAUCCCAGUCCUACUCCGCCAAAAGCCAACCAACCGACAGCAGCUCCUUGACGUCCAGAAAUCUUCGUUCGAAUUCAUUUCAAGAUUUUAACCCCACUAAAGUCGUGUUAGCCAAACCCGGGGCGUUGUCCGUAGGUCCUUCAUCAGGCAACCCUUCAGCGAUCACGUCUGCUCAGGACCUUUCAAGCGUCUCUACAUCUGAGACGAAAACUAUGAAAGACUCGAAUACAAGCAAUAUUGGAAUGAUAUAUAGCGAGGUUGCGCCCUUAGACACUACUCUGAGCAGCGGUAUCAAGGACCCUGCGGGCCAGUCCUCUGGAAUAUACCCGUCAGCUCCUUUGAGUGGUAGUGUUCAACCAAAGUCAUCGAUCGAUGAUAAAUUGAUGGAGAACCUUAAAUCACUCGAUUCGCCAAACGCAUUGGUCCCGAAACAACCGGGGAAAUCGACCAAGGAUGAAGAUAUCGGAACAAAUGACCAGGAGUCUGGGUCGAGAGACCAAGGACCAAGCGUUUCUGAAUCGCAUCAGCCAGGAGGGGGCAGUCAGGGAGUGGCGUCUGGUCAAGAAGAUGUUCAUAAGCUGCAGCAGAAGGUAUUGCUGCAGCAACAGCAGUUGAUCGAGCAGCAACAGCGGUUUCUCGAACAACAGGCUUUAGGCGAGAACUCGCAGGUGCGGAAGUUGAUGGAACAGAUUAAACAGCAGCAGAAGGAGCUGGAUGAACUACGGAGCGAAGUGAAAGUCCGGGAGCAGUUUGGUGAAAUUGAACGACACUUGGAGAACCUCGAGCGACGACAAAACGCGGUGGAAUCAAGAAAGACUGAUGCAGUGUCCGAUGAAGGCGGUGCAGGAAAACCUAAAGUUCAAACCGAGUCAGGCGGUGAAGCCAUCUCAGAGGAAAUGCAAGAUGAAGAUAAGACAAAUGAUAAAGAUAUGAACGAGAUAAACACGGGUGCUACGACUUCGAAUGUGGGUGGAGAUGUAUUCGAGGGAACGACCAAAGACCAAUUGAGUGAAAUCACUGGCGGCGUUGAGAUCAGUAAACAGGAAAUAAACGAUUAUUUCUUGAUGAGUCAGUUGAGUGAAUUCACCUCCACGUCUUCACAGCACGAUAAGGGUACAUUGAGCCCAAUUCUCACAGACAAUUCAGCAAGUGGACAAAAACAUCACGAGACUCGAUCUAAUACGAUAUCAGACGAACCCCCUCCGAAACCAUCACGGGCGCCUCAAGCUCAACCGCAUAUUACGACUUCGGAAAAACCCGAAACUCAUCCGACUGCUAGUGGCUCUAUUCCGUCCACCACGGACACUCUUGAAUCAAAUAUUGCAUCAGACGUGGGAACGACCCCACCUUCAAAAGACAAGGAAGCUUCUCCACCUCGACCAAUAAAACAUCGCCCUCCUCCAGCAAUACCCGAGCCGUACACCCCCCCUACACCACCCGCCUUUCUCACCCGUGACGUGUUCAGUAAGCCUGCAUCAGACGCAAUUCGCGUUGAUCUGCAGAAACCCGAGGAUAGAGAAGAAUAUAUUUUGCGACUAACAGACUUGGUUAUAAAUUACAGAGAUACCGUGAAUAACUUAACCCAAAGGCAGGCACGUGGACCAAGCAUUCUCACUAAAGAAUGGCUGGCAGUUCAACAUUACCAGGACAUGGUGAGCCAGGCGCUUACUUGUGAUGACGGAAAGAGGAAUACCACAAAGAACAGAUAUUUGGAUAUUUUACCAUAUGAUCAGACAAGAGUUCAUCUGGAAGACAGGGAGGAUUCAGAUUACAUCAAUGCGACCAUGGUGGAGGAUCUAACGCCUCUCUCUCCAAAAUACAUUGCGAGCCAAGGACCAAUCCCACAAUGCUUCAUGGACUUUUGGUUAAUGAUCUGGCAACAAAAGUGUCCGUUGAUUGUCAUGUUGACCAAAGAAGUUGAGGGAAAGAAGCUAAAGUGUCAUCAAUAUUGGCCUAAACACGAGGGACAUUCGAUGCUCUUUGGAUCCCUACGAGUCACCAUGAAACGCCAAACAUCCCUGGCAUUUUGGAAGGAAAGACUUAUUCACAUCACUCACAAUGAGACCCACGAACUUCAUGUUGUGGAACAUUAUCAAUUCACUUGUUGGCCUGAUCAUGGUGUUCCAAGCAAUCCAUCCGAUUUCUUCACGUUUAUGGGCCAUAUUUACAUCCGUCACCUGGUGAUCGACCCGGAUAUCAAGAAGCCAAUCCUUCUUCACUGCAGUGCUGGCGUUGGUCGAACUGGGGCCUUCAUCGUCAUCUAUUCCGCUAUGAGAGAAAUGUAUUCUGGAAAUGGAAUAAUGGAUGUUCAAACUCUUGUGAAGAAAUUGCGAGAGAAAAGAAAAUACAUGGUUCAGAAAAAGGAACAGUACGAGUUUUGUUACAAAGCUAUUUUGCAUUCUGCUGAACAGUUUCUGAUCAUUGAAAAUAGCGGCAAUAUGGCAGACGACGAUAGCAGCAGUGAUUAUUCCACCUCAUCUUCCGAUAGCUGUUCUUUCCUCUCUGAUGACGAGGCUGAACUUGCCAUGAAACCUACCGUACCGCAACGUCCUCAUAUUUCUCAGAAACCAAGAGAAAUUCCUGGAAAUAGCAGUGAUGGUAAGCAAGAGAACAAGGGACAAGAUUCCGAGAAUUUGGAAUCUCGAAAUGAAUUACCGUCCACCUCAAAUUCUGGGGAACGGGAUCCCAGUUCACAAACGCAUGAAGGAUUUUCGGAGAAGUCCGUUGACACUUCCCAGAAGUGUGAUCAAAGUUCUGAAAAAUCUCAGAACGAUUCCGAAAAAAUAGAACAAGGAAAUACUUUAAAUAAUUUCUUAGAAAUCUGUAAGAAAAGUCCACCCGAUAACGAGAUUUUGCCGGAGGUAAUAAACAAAGAUGGCGUGGUUCCUGGCGGGUUCCAGGAAACUGAUUCGGUGAAAGUUUCAACUGACGAAAAUUCGGGAAAAGAAAGCAAUUCUUCUGAGAAAUCUGAAAUGGGCGAGACAAAGUAUAAGGAAAUCACUGAGGAACCAGAAGAGCAGAUUGCGAACGGUGAAAUCACGGAUUCUACCAAUGCGGACUGUGGGACUCUGGGUUGUGAAAGUGCGGCGGUUAUUCCAGGAUUACAGGAAAUACAGGGGGUGGUUGAAGAUGAUAAUGAUAAAGCCGUCGCUGGCGAUGAUGAGGCGAAAUCAGAUGUCCCCUCGGAGAAAACUGACGACAAACCACAGGACACUCCUGUGGAAGAGAUUGUGGGGGAGAUUUUGGAAGGAGCCACAGUGGAUGUUGAAAAAGGUAAAGCAAGCCGGGUUGAUGACCACGUAUUGGAGUGUGAAGCUCUCAAGACAGAGAUCUCUCCUGGAGAUGAGGGUGAUGUGAUUUCACAACAAGAAAAUGGUGGGAUUCCCACAAAUUAUACUCCUUCUAAAGAGAUUAAUACAAAGGCAGAGGAAGAAAAGGACAUCAGCCUCAAACAAUCCACGGAAGAAAUGCCCAAUGACUUGGGUGCAGGUGGGGAAACAGAACAAGAAAUCGUCCUGACAGAGAAAUAGUGAUACAGCACAUUAUAAAUUGUGUUUUGUGCAAAGUAUAAAAAGAUAAGUUGAAUAAAUAUUUACUCUUUUCAAAAGAUGGAUUGCGUUUCCAGCAAAUUCCCUUCAUACAAAGGAAAUUUAAAAAAAACUGCCAAGCAUGACCUGAGAAAAUAUAGCAAUAACUGACCAUUAAAUUUCUCCUGUGAAGCACCAAAUUCUCAUUUGUGAAAGGGAUUUUGCUGGAACUGAGAGAUGUGAAAGCCGCCAUAAUGAUAUGGACAGCUUAAUUAAUUGUAUUUUCUGAUUUGAAUACUAGCAUUGCUGUAUCAAGUACAACUCAUUACAGGCAUAUGGUAAUACACUGCAUGUUCCCAGCAUGUCAAGACAGUCAAUAUAUGCAGUAUAUCAAAUCAAAAAUAAUUUGUCAUAGUAUGUCUGUACAUAAAAAUAUUAAAGUCUAACACAAUUAAUAACAAGCA